ACGGAGGGGAGGGGCUCUCCGAUAUCGAAAAAUGUACAACGAAAUAAAGAGAAACCACAGGCGGCUGUACGGGGCUGUACACCGACGACGAGAGGCUCCGCGCCGUCAUGGCUGGUCCGUGAUCCUCGCCCAAAUCGGGGAUUGCCCACUAUGACCACACCGACGUAAAAGACACCCCUUCUUUAAGCCCAGCAACUCUAAAAUUUUAUUUAUUUUCUGAAGAGUCCUCUAAAUAAGCAGCAGCGACUUCGAGCAGCUUGAAGAAAUGGGCAAAGCUGUAGAUAUGGCAAGGUCAGCAAAAUCAGAAUCUGUCAAAGUCGUCGUCAGGUGUCGGCCACUUAGCGAGCAAGAAAUCGCUGAUGGCCACGAAAGGAUCGUUGACCUGUACCCGGACACUGGCGUCGUGACUAUUCGAAACCUUAAAGCAGGGGAUGCCGAUUCUGUGAAGCAAUACACUUUUGAUGCGGUCUACGAUUGCAACUCGAAACAGGUGGAUCUCUACGACGAGACAUUCAGGCCUUUGGUUGAAUCUGUGCUUCUGGGAUUCAAUGGCACCAUUUUUGCGUACGGUCAGACCGGCACUGGGAAGACUUACACUAUGGAAGGAAUUCCUAACAACCCCGAGUGCCGUGGUGUCAUUCCCAAUUCCUUCGAGCACAUCUUCAGCCAUAUUGCAAGAUCUCAUAAUCAGCAGUACCUUGUCAGGGCUUCGUAUCUUGAGAUUUAUCAGGAGGAGAUCAGAGACUUGAUCUCAAAGGACCAGUCAAAGCGGUUGGAGCUGAAAGAGAGGCCUGACACUGGAGUUUACGUUAAAGACUUGUCUUCAUUUGUGUGCAAGAGCAUCAAGGAGAUUGAGCACGUCAUGGCAGUUGGAAACCAGAAUCGAUCCGUAGGGGCUACAAACAUGAACUUGCACAGUUCAAGAUCGCACGCUAUAUUCAUAAUCACCGUGGAGCACAGUGACCUCGGACCGGAUGGCAAGCAUCACAUCCGCGUCGGGAAACUUAACCUCGUUGACUUGGCUGGCAGUGAGAGACAAGCCAAGACAGGAACGUCCGGCGAUCGGCAAAAAGAAGCCAUCAAGAUCAACCUUUCGCUUUCUGCGCUGGGCAACGUCAUAUCAGCGCUGGUGGAUGGAAAAAGUUCCCACGUGCCUUACAGGGACUCCAAGCUUACGCGGCUACUACAAGACUCUCUCGGGGGCAAUGCAAAAACCAUCAUGGUCGCCAACAUUGGUCCAGCGAGCUACAACUACGAGGAGACGCUGACGACGCUAAGGUAUGCCAACCGGGCGAAGAACAUCAGGAACAGGCCGCGUGUGAACGAAGACCCGAAGGAUGCAUUGCUGAGAGAAUUCCAGCAGGAGAUAUCCAGGUUGAAGGCCCAACUGGCAGCCCGAGACAUCAAAAAGAAAAAGAAACGGCCGUCGUCCAAGGAGGUGUCCCCUGGAGCAGACGAACUGACCGACGGCGACGUAGACGACGAUCGAGCCACGUCACCGUCGUCCAUGCAACUGACGCUGGACGAGGAAAGGGUGGCCAUCUUGAAUGACCACAGUCUCAUAGCAGAGGAGCGGGAACGCCUGUUGGGUGAAGUGCAGAAGCGGCAGGAGCAGCUGCUACGGGAGCAGGAGGCGGCCGACAAGCUGGCCCUGAAGGUGCGCGCCAUGGAGAGCAAGCUCCUGUCGGGCGACAAGAACAUCGUCGACCACACCAACGAGCAGCAGCGGGCCCUCGAGCAGCGACGCCAGGAGAUCGCCGAGCAGAAGCGGCGCGAACGGGAGAUGCAGCAACAGCUUGAAAUGCAAGAGGAGGGCACCUCGGAGAUAAAAGAGACUUACACAUCGCUCCAGCAGGAAGUCGACAUCAAGACCAAGAAGCUCAGAAAGCUGUUUGCAAAGCUGCAGUCAGUGAAGACCGAGAUCCAGGACCUCCAAGAGGAACACUCGAAAGAACGACGCGAUCUCGAACAGACCCAGAACGAACUCACCAAGGAACUCAAACUCAAAUACCUCAUCAUCGAAAACUUCAUCCCACCUGAAGAGAAGGUAAAAAUUCUUUCGCGAGUUGUCUACGAUGAAGACGAGGAUCAGUGGGCUCUGCUGCCACUCUCCGAAGUUCCAGGGGCUAUGGAACCGCUGAGACCACCUUCAGCUAAGUCAAGCCUCAAGUCAAAGGGCGAGCACAUCCUACAGGUGGAACUGGACAUGCCAGUGAGAACGACACGAGACUACAAUGCCCCCGCCAUGUCGCCCCAUCUCAAGGCCGUGCUGGACGAUGCCUUGAGGGAAGAGGAAGACCUCGACAUCGAUGCCAGUCUAAGCAUCUUUCAACUGCACGGUGAACCGAGACAAAACCGAAGAGAGAAAAGUCAUCGCUCUAGGUCAAAGUCGGCACGCCACCGCCAUCAGGAGCCACCGGACUUGGCUUCCGAUGCGUCGUCGUCGGCUGCGAGCAAUUGUUACCCCGAGUCAAGAGGGUUGGUGCCCAAGUGAAUGUCAGAGCCCCUACAGGAUCCACAGAAGACGGCCACUUUCCUACUGCUAGUGCAACUCCUGCUCUUCUUUGCCGCUUGCCUAGAGUGCUCGCUGCGCAGAUGAAACCGCCAUGUUGUGAUGCUGGAACCCGUCACGUUCUUGCAUGCAUUGUGACGGUAGAACGCAUCACAGCCUAGUACUAUGAGGUGUGACAGUGGAAACUGUCAUGCCAUAGCGUGCAUCAUGACAGAGGGACGUGUCACUGCUCAGCAUGCAUUGUGACGGUGGAACCCGUCACGUCCUUGCAUGUGCUGUGACGGUGGAACCUGUCAUGGUGUAAGGUGUGACGUGUAGAAACAGUCACGGCUUAGCGUGCAUUAUGAUGGAGGGACUUGUCACUGCUCAGCAUGUGUUGUGACGUACUGUGACAUUGGAAACUGUCACGGCUUGGUAUGCGUCAAAGGGAAUGAAAGCCUAGUUUCCGUUCAAGGAUGCUAGGACCGUGGCAAUGGUCCAUGCAUGCAUCUAGCUUUCAUUUGUCGAAAUCAAACUGUGGCUAGUUUCCUGGUGUGAAGCAAUGAGCCUGCAUCAGAAAUCGAACGCAGCUUUGUUUUGUUCUUGAGGGAAAUGAACGAGAUGGCAAAAUCUUCCACAGCAAAGCUUGUGUGUGCUGUGUCUAGGGGGGCAGCAUGUUAACGCCUUUAGAGAAGCCAUCGUCACGAAAUGCACGUUUGCAGGUGGAAAUAAUGUGAUGAAAGCUCUGAACUUGUGACACAACUGUCACGAUGCAGGAUAUGAUAUGAGUUGCCAGACCAUGAAUGUUUCCUACACGUCUUAUGCGUAGCAGCGUUUUCUUUGUAAUACUGAGAAACAGUGAUGGCCAAAUUAUAAAAAACUGGCUAAUUGAUAUAAUUUUGCUUAUUGAGACGAUUUUGUUGUCCUAUUUCCGAACACAUGUGCAGCCUCAGGUGAUCUCCCCAAUGGUGCGCACGUGUACUUGAAUUUUCUGUUGAAAAAAAAAAGCGAAAGAUGGGAAUCGACCGGUUCCAAUGUCAUGUUUUUUACCGACACACAAGCAGCAUGUUGAAACUCAUUUUCAGCGUAGCUCCCUGUCAGAGGAAACGCACCAGCUUUCAGUUCAGACUUGAGGUGCGCUGCAUUUGCGAGCAUAAAGAAAAGUUAUGCGCUGCGCAGCCAGGUUGACAGUUGGAUGACCUGGUGACUAAUCAUUACAAUGUGUGUGUGUGUGUGUAUGCGUGAAGCAGCGCAUGAAACAAGAUAAAGCCGAGAGACACAAGUGAGUGUUCUGUUUACCUGCAUCUCCGAUUUGUCCCGUUAUGUGCGGUGCUUCACUCACACGUUACGAUGAUGUGCCGUAUAGCUGCAUGAGGAGGAACCAAUGCCAUCUAUUCUACAAGUGCUCUCCAGAAAAAGUCAGAUUUUCCUGGACAUGUCACAGAGAGAAAGUUGCUCUUAUUAUGCACAUCUGUUCUUACUAACAACAACAGCCAUGAAAACUGCACUGUAUGCGUGUCGAAAUGCAGCCACAUUGCUUUGCAAGAUGCAUCUUGUGACACCUCAUAAUGUUUUAUGACGUGUGACGUUUAAACCACGUUAGGAAAAAGUGUCAAUGCGGUGCACCUCCGUGACUCUGUGCCCAGUGCCCUAUUUUCGGUUUUUGAUCUGUAAAGUUGUCGUGAAACAUUUUGCUUAGCGUGGAACAUUAAUUGUCAGAAAAGGACUGUAAGAGAACGGUGGUCUGUACCGUGUUUGAAACAUUCCAGAGUACCGAUUGUACUUCAGUUUUGUGACACCAGCGAAAUCCUAUCACACGAGACCUCUGUGUGAGGCACUUUUAAAAUUCCCAGUAAGCGAUGUUCAUGUACGCAUCUGCUUGCGAGGUCUUUAAUGUGUGUUUUUCGUUAGCGUACAAGUAUUGAUGCACAAUGUGCUACUGCUUUUUCUAAAACAAGAAGCUACUGAGUGUUUGUGUCACAAAAGUUGUCAUGUUAAAAGCUUACCGAAGUCAAAACCAGUAUGAUGCAUUCCACGGUUUAGUGUCUCACUAUGUCACGAAAGUCGCAAUUUAACUGUGCCUGACGGCAACGAUGUUUGACCGAGCCGUACGUCUGUGGUAUGAAUGUUGUUGUGCAAAACCAGUCACAAAUAAGCCGUGCUUAGCCUGGGCGUGAACUCAUGGGUUGAGGGCAAAACUGAUUUGUAAUAGAUGCCAUGUUGUGUGCAUUCAGCUGCUUGGGUGCACAUGUGAUCGUUUCCAUUGCCAGCCACUGUCAUCGGAAUCCAUUCCGUUUCUUGACUGCAUGUAGCAAUAGGAAUAACCUCUUCUAUUUGCAUAGUGUAAAUGCUAGCCAGCGUGAAAUGUGUGAUUACGAUGGUCAACUAUCUGCUGUCUGUACUUGCAGCAGUAUGCUGCAAAUGUGUACUUUUUAACCUUGUGUAAGUGUACUGUGCUCUUGGCAAUUCUGCUAUGCUUCAAGAGAUUGAACACAUGAAAGGUAGUAACAUAUUGGAUUUUUAAGAAGAAAAACACUCCCAGACCUCAUAAAAGAGUGCAAGCUUUUUAGGCAUCGCUUUGGUACUGCUCAUAUCAAUUUUUUCCGCUGCGGCGAAGCUCGAGCUGUGAUAAGCAGCAGCCAAAGGCUAGAGAUAAGUGUGUUGUAUGUAUAGAGCUAGGUAGCCGUUAUCAGAGGCAUUUUUGUGCUUCGCCAAUGCUUCCUGUAGCCAUGUCCCAUGAGUGUACUUCGUUUGAGCGCUUAACGAACUAUGCUCAGGUUCCCCUGCCUCCUUACCUCUUUCAUGUAGAAAAAAGUGAUGCAUAACGAACGGGGCCUGUGAGGGUGCGAAGUCAUUCAAACUUGCAUUCGACUGCAAAAGCUUGCGGUCCACAGAAUUCGAGAAAACGUUGAAUUUCCGAGCUGCUUUUGGCUGUAGCCAGAGUAAAAUCAUGCAGCACUACGGCAAGACUAACAGCGUAUGAAGUGCGAUUAAUUUAGGAUGACGAUUAGUACAGACUGGUAAUGCAGACAGCAGGCCGUGUCUCGAGGCUGCGGAGAUAGUCAGCCUUUACUCGGGUCUCGCGGUCUGUAAACUUUCGAAUUGCUGUGAUCCCUCUCUCCAAGUUUUUCUUUUCACACAUUAAACCUUGGCAUUUCAAGCGAAAGCCCUUAAGUAGCCACAGUGUUUCUAGGAAUGGCUUAUUUGACAGUAAAUUGUACUCUUUUACACUCUGCUUCAGAGGCAGCGAGGAACUAGGCAUUCAGCGAUUGGCGUAAAAUUGAGAACAUUUGCUUGUGUCUGGUUUCGGUCCAACUAGUAUGUGCUUAUAUAGCCUAGGAAAACGGAACUCUUAUAGAAAAUCAUUGUGCAAUGCCUGCUUAUCCCAAUGUCAUCUUUUUUUUUUUUCACCUACACUAGUUGGUCCUGUCAAUUAGUCUACCUCUGUCUGUGCCACAAACUAAAAUUCAGGAAAGAAGAUGACUUUUAAGGGCUCAUUUUUCUUUGUGAGACACAAUAUCAAUGAGAACUAACAGACAAUAAUGCCAAGGAAAGUAUAGUGGACGUUAUUUGAAGUAAUUUAUAUAAAUGUGAAGAAAGUAAAG
Messenger RNA from Rhipicephalus sanguineus (brown dog tick), 6096 nucleotides. RefSeq names its product kinesin-like protein KIF3B (gene Klp68D). NCBI's taxonomy places the organism in Eukaryota, Metazoa, Arthropoda, Arachnida, Ixodida, Ixodidae. The record is from RefSeq and is a predicted model, not a curated record. The transcript is spliced from 22 exons. Bases 266 to 2494 code for a protein of 742 amino acids. Gene Ontology annotation, molecular function: microtubule binding; microtubule motor activity; ATP binding. Gene Ontology annotation, biological process: microtubule-based movement.